Phyllopteryx taeniolatus (common seadragon) is the source of this 2320-nucleotide messenger RNA. It is a transcript of the gene nxph1, whose product is annotated as neurexophilin 1. The record is from RefSeq and is a predicted model, not a curated record. The coding region runs from base 142 to 951 and encodes 269 amino acids. Gene Ontology annotation, molecular function: signaling receptor binding. The transcript is spliced from 2 exons. NCBI's taxonomy places the organism in Eukaryota, Metazoa, Chordata, Actinopteri, Syngnathiformes, Syngnathidae.
CGCCUUCCUUUCUCUCGCCUCACAAUCAUCAUCAUCAGCAGCAGCAGCAGCCAUGGCCCGCGCCGCGUCCCUUUUCCAGGCCGGCUCCUUGAGCACUUGAGGCGGAUUUAUGGUCACGUUGCAUCCGGAGGCAAUUUGAGGAUGCGGGCGACGUGCUGGUGCGCCGUGUUCCUCCUCACGCCUGCGCUCGACCUGAUUACAAGUGUCCACUCCUCAAAUUCUGAGAUUGUCAAGUCUGGGAGCCCCAAAUCUACUCUCAAGCAUAUAUGGACAGAAAGCAGUAAGGACAUGUCCAUAAGUAGGCUGUUGUUACAGACUCUGCAUGGCAAAGAGAACAACACGGCACUGGACCUUCGUUAUGAUACCCCAGAACCCUAUUCAGAACAGGAUCUGUGGGAAUGGUUGAGGAACUCCACGGACCUGCAGGACUCACGGCCCCGGGCUAAACGGCGGCCCAUGGUCAAGACUGGGAAGUUUAAAAAGAUGUUCGGCUGGGGGGACUUCCACUCUAAUAUAAAGACAGUCAAGCUCAACCUGCUGAUCACUGGUAAGAUUGUGGAUCACGGCAAUGGCACGUUCAGCGUCUACUUCCGCCACAACUCUACAGGACAGGGCAACGUAUCUGUCAGUCUGGUCCCUCCAACGAAGAUAGUGGAGUUCGACGUAGCGGCACAACAGUCCGUCAUUGAUGCCAAGGACUCCAAGUCCUUUAAUUGCCGCAUCGAGUACGAGAAGGUGGAGAAGGGUGCCAAGAACACGCUCUGCAACUUUGACCCAUCCAAGACAUGCUACCAGGAGCAAACCCAGAGUCACGUCUCCUGGCUCUGCUCGAAACCUUUUAAAGUGAUCUGCAUCUUCAUUUCCUUUUAUAGCACCGACUACAAACUGGUGCAGAAAGUGUGUCCGGACUACAACUACCAUAGUGACACUCCCUAUUUCCCAUCUGGCUGAUAUUUUCAUCCAAACAAAUGCAAUAUUGCUGAGGAGUGAGACACAGACCAAGGCUUCGACCCACCACAGAGGAAUGUGUAUCAAACCAGCGUCAACCUAUUGAGUUCAUAUUGCAAAGUUUCAUUUUUUAGCCGGGAUUGAACUUCAUCGUUCAUGUUAAAACUUGUGAAAUACGAAGGUGUACCAAUACUGAGCCGACGAUAUACCCCCUCCCCCCAGGAACGCCUGUUUUAUUGCCACUGGAAUAUGUACAGUAGAUAGGAAGUUUUGAUUGAUUGAUGGAACACCAACAAGCCAGAAAAGUAGUUACAUGCGCACAAUCCACUGAAGUCCAAUAUACAAUAUGUUUUUAGUGUGGUGACCGAUUAGGGAGUUUUGCUUUUAUUUCUGUUUGUACUGACAACUUUAUGAACUUACCAUAGCGCUAUUAUUUAACUAAAGCAGGUUUAAAGACCACGUACAAAAAUGUUUAAAAACCUCGCAAUUAUUAUUUGUCCUCGCAACGCAGUUGAAGAUGCUAACGAGAGUUUUGUUUUUAGUAUGUGAGGUGGUCUGUGCAAAGGCUCCCCCAGCUGAGUUUCACUGAUUAACGCAUUGAAAAUUGACUCUGGAACACAAGCGCUCCUCAGCUGUCUUCAGAAUGCUACUACUCGUCCAAACAGAUUCUUAGCUGACUACUUACCUGAUUACCUGACUGGAACCUAAUCAGUGGGUAGUUUUGGGGAGAUAGGACUCACUCAUUAUCGCCUCAUAUACAUAUAUUAUACAAUGUAUUGAAUUCUAUAUCUUAUUGCCUAAUUUGUAUGAAUUGUUUGUAUUGUAAAUAGUUUAUUCUCCAGAUGCUUCUGUAUAUGCGCCCCAUGAGCUGUUCGUGUUACUCCUUUCUUGCUUAGUCUACUAGUUCACCCGAUUGAUGCUUGUUCUUGGUUCUUCUAAGAAAAUGAUGUUGCUGCCCUUAGAUGUGAUUUUACUGGAAACAGCAAUCCUGUACAGAGCCUGUGUCAGCUAAAUCCAGGGUGUCCACAGAAACACUGCCACAUUACACAGUUAUGUGAAGUCAUUUCAAUACAUUAUAUAAGAAGAAGAAGAAGAAGAAGAGUUUUCUUUGGGCGUACAUUUCGAGCAACAUUUAAGUACCCCAACUUCCUGCAAGCUGAAAAUUGAAGCGUGAUCACUCGGGCACAUUGAGUGUGAUGAAUCAUACCACUGUAGCAACUAACUGUAAAAGAUAUAACGAUAAAGUUACAGAUGUUUGAAAUCAGGGAGUGUUUUUGUGGACACCCUGUACAAUACAAGUAUUCAUUAUAAUUGUCUUUAUUGGCGGGAGAGGAUGGAGAUCUACAUAUGAAUAAAAAUCUAGUCAAUUUUA